CCCCCUUUCGAUCCCACGCACUUGCCGCGGACCACUUUUAAACAACCAAGUCAGUACCUUCACGAUAAGACCCCCCGCCACACGAACCAAACUCCGCGAGCAGGUCGACCGUAAUUCACAAAAAAAAUGUCGUCCAACGCGAAUCAUCAAAAGCAGCAGCAGCAGCAGGAGUCUCCCUACUACCAUCCGGAACAUGACCCGACGUUUGACCUGAGCUGGGACUACGGCUACGACAGCACGGAACUCCGGGUUGCCCCACCGACCACGGUCACGCCAGUUGUGUAUUCCGGAGAGAGUCCAAUCAUUACGGCUCAGCCAAAUCGACAAAUUGAUGAUGGAUUAAACUUACGGAUCAUCCCCGAAACUCCGAUCCGAUCGAUCAACAGUCCCUUCCUAACUCCGUUCAACCCUAGAUCAGGUCUGGAUUUCAUGUACGGCCUAGCGUCACUGUUCAUCGAACAGACCUACGAGCUCAAUGAACUGCUAUCAGCUGUAUCGUCGGACAAUCGCUACACCGUUCGUGGUCCGUCCAACGAAGCCAUCUACGGUGCAUCGGAGACCUCGGUUCCGAGUGACCGCUGCUGGGGCUCGCUACGACCCUUUCAACUCUCCCUAGUAGAUCGCAACCACCAGGAAGUUCUGCUAUUCAAGAAGAACCUCGGCUGUGGACUGUUCUGUUGCUUCUGCAAGAAUCAGUUCCUGGAGAUUUGGGCUACCCCAGGGCACCUGAUCGGGUGUAUCCAGCAGGACUACGGACUCACUUCGCGGGAGAUUAUCCUCAUGAACGGGGACUUGAACACGAUGUUCCGCAUCCCAAUACCGCUGGUGGACGCCAUUCGGAUGCCCAAGGAGACGCACUUUCGGGUGAUGGACCGGGAUUUGAGGACACAGAAGGGAACCAUUACGAGGGCGUGGAACGUGGGUAGUUCGUCGUACACGAACAAUAUCUACUUUGCGGAACCGGAGCUGAAUGUGGAGCUGAAAGCUUUGUAUUUGGGGGCGGCGUUCUUGUUGGAAUACAUUUACUUUCAAUCGAAAUGCUGUUGA
Messenger RNA from Culex quinquefasciatus (southern house mosquito), 1047 nucleotides. Its product is annotated as phospholipid scramblase 1. Gene Ontology annotation, biological process: plasma membrane phospholipid scrambling. The transcript has 5 exons. Gene Ontology annotation, cellular component: plasma membrane. Gene Ontology annotation, molecular function: phospholipid scramblase activity. Lineage: Eukaryota; Metazoa; Arthropoda; Insecta; Diptera; Culicidae. Bases 127 to 1047 code for a protein of 306 amino acids. The record is from RefSeq and is a predicted model, not a curated record.